Spirometra erinaceieuropaei is the source of this 3441-nucleotide messenger RNA. The record is from the annotation of a GenBank genome assembly. NCBI's taxonomy places the organism in Eukaryota, Metazoa, Platyhelminthes, Cestoda, Diphyllobothriidea, Diphyllobothriidae.
AUGGACCUCUUUACCGCCGCCGGCCUCAUCGUCAACACGAAGAGAGCGGCGGUCAUGCACCAGCCGCCACCCAACGAUGCCUAUACAGCACCUCAAAUCAACUUGAACGGCGCCCAACUUCAAGCCAUAGGCAGCUUCGUCUAUCUGGGUAGCACCAUCUAUCGUACCUCAUAAAUCGAUGACCAAGUGGUCAGCAUGACUAUGCACAGCCAGUUUUGUAAAAUCUGUCAUAUACAAUCUUCCGCACUAAUUUACAUUGACCCUAUUCACUACCUUAUGAUUACGAUUGAACUGUGACCCAAUCACAUUUUAAAUGACUGCAAUUUUAUUUUAUUUUUGAGUAUGAAUCUGCGAAAGCACUGUACAUAAAUAGGGUCAUCAAGGGCUCUGCCUGUAACCGGAAGAAAAUAGAAUCCGUUCAACACUUUUUUACCAAGAGAAUUUUAACUCCAGAACAACGACAUUUGUCAUACCAAGAACGUUGCCGGCUUACAGGCCUCGAUCCUUUAUGGUUCCGUAGAUUACAAAAGGGACUAUUUUUGCUAUUUAAACUCUUAUAUAACCACACAUUUAACCCACUCACCUCUUUAAGACACCAUAUCCACCCACGACGUAACAGUCACCGUGAGGUCUUCUUAUUUCUGCCUCUGGCACGUACUGUUAAAUAUCGUCGGUUCUUUUCUGUAAAUGCAAUUGCUAUUUGGAAUAAACUACCCAUGAGUGUGAAAACUCUGCAAAAUUUUUCUUUAUUUAAGAGAACUAUUACUAGAUUUUUGCAUUCAGAAAAGCUCCCACAAAUUUUGGGUGCUGAAUCUACUGAUCGACUGUACCGUAGCGAUGGCGUUUGUGGUCUCUGAACACUAUGGCCGGUCUCACCAGCUGUUCCUCAACGCCUCUACUUUGACUAUCCCCAACUUCAUGAAAGGAAUUUGACGUCCGAUAAUCUCCGAUACCGUGCAACCUCCCCCCUUCUUGACGGUCAAUAUUCUACCACCGCCGACAGUUUUUUUCUCCUGAGCCCUUCAAACCACAAAAACCACCAUCAACUAUAUUUUUAUGCCUUAAGCUCAGGAGGUUUUUUUCAAUGUUGGUCGGAUUUGUGUUUAAUCACUUCCCUUGACAAUGCCUGUAAACGGGCAUCAAAUUAAAAUUUAUUUAUUUAUUUAUAUACAUAUACAUUUCCAAAGCUAGCUAAGCCCUUGUUCGUCUACAGAACACCGUCUGUAAUCGUCACGGUCUCCACUUCAACAUCAAGCUCAAGAUGUACAAAGCUGACAUUUUCACGCGCUUCUAUAUGAAGCUGAGACCUGGAUUGUGUACAAGAAACAGGCACCGAAGCUGAAACUGUUCCAUCUCAGCUGUCUUUUACUGAUACUAAAACUGAGGUGGCCGGAUGCGAUCCUGGAUAAAGAAGUACUAGAACGGACGGGAAUCCUCAGAAUCCACGCCAUGCCCAGACAAAUGAGUAAAGUGUUCUCAGGGCGUCACAAUAACCAAGUCAAGUCCCGAAUGACAGAAGAUUAAAGACACCAGACGGAGGCAUUCCUUGUACACACAAAUCCGUCUUGUCGUCUCAGGUGGGAGUACUCAUAGGCGAAGCAAGGGCUAGUGCUGACUGCGCCUGGCCACUCCUGAAAGAGAGAGAGAUUGAUGCAGUGGUGGCACUUACUUUCGUUAAGAAGUAGUGUUUUCAAGCAGCAAAUGGGCAGCUUCGAGUGUGUGGACACAGGUGUGUCCGAGCUGAUGUCAGUCGAGUGACUGCAGGACAAGGCGCCUGGAACAGCUGGUUGCAAAGGUAAACAACCUUGAGGCAUCUCGACCUAGAAAGAGGAAGUCAGACUUCGCAGUGAUGGCUGCCGCGAACACACCUCUUAAAUGGACAUGCAAAUUAACUAAGGGAACUAUGCAACUCGCACACAGGGACGAAAACAUUGGCACACUGACGUCAGAAUUGAGGCAACAAUCCUUGAAGCCAAUCGAAUAACAAAAGCCCGCAAGAUGCAAACAUUGCGGACCAACGUCGUGAACACUCGCAGCCCACCAGCAUUUCCACAUUAUCAACUGACAUUUAGAGCACGCAUUAGUCAUUUUGGAUGCUUUUGAAUCCACCGGAAUAUCUGCACGACCAGCGUAACCCACACGCGCUACAAGAGCCACCAUUGACGGCACCCCUUAAAACUACUGUCACUGUUACACCGUCCUCCGGUCCCACUGUGCCUUUGUUGAGCAUUUUUACAGUCACCGCGAAGAAAACGAUACCAGGAUAUCCGAAAUUUCAACCAUCGCAAACGAUAGUGUCACCUGUGUGUCCCACAGGGAGGUUGGUGGAGCUCCAGUGUCUUCUGAGUGAAUUAAUUUAUAUUGAGACAGACAAGCUCUACAUCUACCAUACUCUCUCAUUCUUCACUUAGCUGGACCCGCUGUCAAGGAAACCGGAGGCGGGAUCGGGCGCAGUGGUUGAGAAAGCUAAACAUCCCCUCUUUGUGUGCCACACAUAGCGAAUGUACUGGGACUCCACAGAGAGUGGUCCGACCUCGAACGAGUAAGAACGCCAGAACAGCCGCAUUAAGGAACUAUUGUAGCCUGUCUGUCAGCCUUGAGAACCUGCUUAUCCACUCAGUUGGCAGCCUUCCAAAACACGAUUGUGAACUGGUUGUGAUAGAUUCAGGCGUAUAAUAGUUGUUUUGGUGAUGAAUGCAUAGAUGUGUCAUGGAGAUGGUUUCUCCAGUGCCAACUUCACUCAAAAUUGAGGAAAGGCACCCAUUUCGACAUUUCAAUCAGAGCAAGCGACGACGUCCACCGCAUGCCCCAUGGAGACUUGUGCGCGAAUUCGUCCAAAGUGAGGCAGAAUCGCGCAUCAUCCGGAUUCACUCCCACAGCAACGUCCCCUAUCUCAUCCACCUGGUCCCGACGGCAAGGUACUGUCAAAAUGAUCAGAGAUGAUCUCGGACGCAGUGCUGAUGAAGAAAAACACGACCUGGUUCCCAAUCCAUGUGUACCACGCUACAUUAAGGGCAACUCGGCACUCAGAUGAUUAAGUGCCAUAAGGACCACGUUAAGGAGCUGUUGCAGACAGCCAACAUGGCCAUGUCUACUGCCACUGUCCAACACCUCGCAACUUCAAGGUCAUUAACCCUUGCAGCGAGCCGUUCCAGACGCGCCGACCUGAAGCCACUCAAUCGAUCUCAGCUCGGAGUCACCUGCGUCCAUACAAAGUCGCAGUUGCCCAUACGUCACCAACAACAUCAGCCACUGGGAUACCAAUCCUCAGCAAAUACAACACCCGCUGAUUGGAGACCACUUGAGAUUGACCCACGAGCCUACAAAAGUGGCUACCACCUCUGUCUCAGGGACGCUCAGGCACGACUUUACCCAGUCAAUAUUGGCCAUGGCUUCGCCAGUGGCCACUGCCGUCUGAGAGGACAACUCAGUGUUCCGUGA